Molecule: messenger RNA, 2125 nt
Organism: Rubroshorea leprosula
Lineage: Eukaryota; Viridiplantae; Streptophyta; Magnoliopsida; Malvales; Dipterocarpaceae
Source: the annotation of a GenBank genome assembly
CAGGUUGUUCUGAUAAAAUAAUUUGAACUUUGGGAGCGGGAAUACCAGAUUUCGUCAACACUCAAUCUCCGGAAUUCAUUUUUGAUUUUUCUUGCCCAUACUGAAUGAGGGAUUGGAAAACUGUUCUUGGAACUCAUCUCCAUUUUCUGAUUUCCCCUCAGCUUAGAAUCAUCAAAACAUGGGUUUAAAAAGACUACCAUGUAAUUGAGUUGGUCGAUGAAGGCUCCUUCGGAAAGGUAUACAAAGGAAGGCGAAAGUUCACCGGACAGAUCGUCGCGAUGAAGUUCAUUGUGAAGCAAGGCAAGAGUGACAAAGACAUUCGUAACUUGAGACAGGAAAUUGAGAUUCUGAGGAAGCUGAAGCAUGAGAAUAUUAUUGAAAUGCUUGACUCCUUUGAAACUCCACAAGAAUUUUGUGUGGUCACAGAAUUUGCGCAGGGUGAACUAUUUGAGAUUAUUGAGGAUGAUAAGUGCCUUCCAGAAGAACAAGUUCAAGUGAUUGCUAAACAAUUGGUCAGGGCGCUCCAUUACCUGCAUUCCAACCGUAUCAUACAUUGUGACAUGAAGCCACAGAACAUCCUAAUUGGAGCUGGUUGUGUUGUUAAGCUUUGUGACUUUGGAUUUGCCUGUGCAAUGUCCGUAAAUACUGUUGUUUUGCGCUCCAUAAAAGAGCAGCCCUACAAUCACACUGCUGACCUAUGGUCUCUUGGAGUUAUACUGUAUGAAUUGUUUGUUGGGCAACCACCAUUUUACACAAAUUCAGUAUAUGCACUCAUCUGGCACAUUGUUAAGGAUCCAGUCAAAAACCCAGAUGAUAUGAGUCCAACUUUCAAGAGUUUUCUGAAGGGAUUGCUCAAUAAGGAGCCUCAAAAUCGAGUAACGUGGCCUGCACUUCUUGAACAUCCAUUUGGUAAAGAAACCUCAGAUGAGCUGCAAGCCCAGGAGAUGUGUCCUCCAAUUCCUACAACCAGAGGAUAUGAUGCUGCAUGGAAGGGAGUAGGCAAUGUCAUUCAAACUCCAAAUGGGAAUGGUAUUGCUCUAAGGGUUCAGAGUGAUUCUCAACUUAACAAUCUUAAUACUGUCCAGGGAAAUUCUUUACCAAAUGAGGAGUUUUCAGGGCUUUCAAGUCCUAACGAUCAUAAUCCAUCAGGUAACCAGUCUUUGGACCAAUUAGAAAAUAGUUCCCGAACUGUUAAAGAUGGUCAAAAGGAUCCCAAGAUUCUUGCAGAUAAAGUUAGGGAUCAAGAUAUCCUCAGUUCAAGCCAGUCACUGAGAAUUCUUGCAAACUUAGUUGCAGCUAGUGCUAUAUGUUCUGGUGGACUGCAUCAUGAAAUAAUGUGUGAACUUCUUGAUUUUACUUCUGUUAUAGUUGGCUUGAAAUUGUCUGCAGUUAAUGACUUGAUAGCAAAGAGUUUUUCAAUUAUUAAAAUGUUGACAGAGAACCGUGGUAGUGAUGUUGCAAAUUCAUAUUUGAAGCACUGGUUUGUCAUACUUGAUAUUUUCCCUCAGGUUGUUGGUGGGAAUGAAGAUGUCUCUAGGAAAGUUUUGUAUGAGUCUUGUUCUUGCCUCACAAUCGUUUUAUCUAGAGUAGCUCAAGAUCUUAAAAAAUGUAACCCAACUCUGAUUUCAGAGGCAGCUCCUUCGCCCCCUGUGGUGAAUGAAUCACUGAAACAAAUUUUGGACCAUGCUAUAGCAUCCUGCUUGGUAGAUAAUUUAUGUCUAUGUUUAGCAACUUCAGGUUCAAGUCUCAAUUCAGGUUCUUCAAAUGUGCUGCGUACUGCUGUGAAGCAUGCAAGGCUAUCUGGUCAUUGAUAGAUGCUUUGGAAAUUCUUUACGUGAAAGAAAAUGCUAUCUUAUUUCCUUUGGAUGCUUUCUGGAGUCAUUUCUUGGCCCGACUUGACAUCAGGGAUCAUGACAGAGUUCCACUGGCUGGGACAGAAUCAGCAAAAGUUGUUGAUGUUGUGACUAGGGCAUUUCUUAGAUCAAAAGCCAUUCAGUUUGCCAUUAGCUAUUGCCUUCAUCAACGUGUAGAGUCUGCAUUAUCUGCCAUUGUUCAGGUGUAGCUUCCUGAUUUCUGAAAUUUUUUCUUUAUUGAUUGAUUUGAGAAAUAAGAAUAAUUAAUAAUU